This is a messenger RNA of Ipomoea nil (Japanese morning glory), 2762 nucleotides long. Its product is annotated as probable receptor-like protein kinase At2g21480. Gene Ontology annotation, molecular function: transmembrane receptor protein tyrosine kinase activity; ATP binding. The record is from RefSeq and is a predicted model, not a curated record. Lineage: Eukaryota; Viridiplantae; Streptophyta; Magnoliopsida; Solanales; Convolvulaceae. The coding region runs from base 157 to 2673 and encodes 838 amino acids. Gene Ontology annotation, cellular component: plasma membrane; plasmodesma. Gene Ontology annotation, biological process: protein autophosphorylation. The transcript has a single exon.
AUGUAGGAUCGGGACGCUUCUUUUAGUCUAAUCCGUCCUUGGUCAUAUCCUCUCUCAAAUCUUGAGCUCGCAGGAGGGCCGGAGAUGAAAGAGGACUAAAGGACCACCAGCGCUAGCCCGCCCGCCCGUAGCUAUCUGAUCUGGAAACGAACCGGGAUGGCGUCCCUCCUGCUGCUUCUUUUCUGCCUCUUCAUUGUGGGCAAUAAUGCGCAGGAUAGCGUUAUCCCUGCCACGAGUUUCCAUCCCUACAAUCCCACAGACAAUAUCCUUGUCGGCUGCGGCGCCACCUCCGCCACCACGCUCCCCGGCGACCGCGUGUUCCACCCGGACGCCAAAUACUUGUCUUAUGAAGGUACAGAAGUGGUGGCUUCCAUGCCCUCCAAUAAGAAGGAUUUGGGUGCCAUAUAUCGGAAUGCCAAGAUUUUUGAGAACGAUGCAACCUACUCGUUCCCCGUCGCCCAGCCCGGCUGGCACUACCUCCGCCUCCACUUUUUCCCGCUGGAAAACCCGGAUUAUGACCUCAAGUCGGUGACUUUCUCCGUCCAGACAGAUUCCUUAGUCCUCCUCGAAGUUUUUCAGGCCGAGAACGACACCGCAAUCGUCAAGGAGUUUCUCAUCAACGUAACCUCGCCGCAUUUCUCGUUGUACUUCAGGCCCCUCAGCACCGCCGCCUUCAUCAACGCCAUAGAGUUCGUCUCCGCCCCCAGUACCCUCCUCGCCAAUUCCGCCUCCACUCUGUUCCCCGUUUCCGCCCAAUUCGACCUUUCCUCUACCAAUCUCAAGACCUUGUAUCGGCUAAACAUCGGAGGCGGGGUCGUGGAGCCGCACGUUGACAGCCUCGGAAGAACAUGGGAGUCCGACACGCCGUUUCUGGAUCCCAUGCAAAUGGGGACGCCGGUUUCCGUUUCGACCUCGAUCAUCAACUACCCCAAAGGAGGACUCCUCACCCCUGUCAUCGCUCCUCCGGCUGUUUACGCUUCUGCCGUACAAUUGACGGACGCUAAAGUCAUGCAACGUGAUUUCAACAUUACUUGGAGGAUGCCGAUCGACCUUGAGUAUUCCCAUCUUGUUCGUCUCCAUUUUGCGGAUAUUGUCAGCAAAGGGCUAAACCAGCUCUAUUUCAACGUGUACAUCAAUGAAAAAAUGGCGAUUUCCGGGCUAGACUUGUCAUCUAUGGUGUUUAGAUUGGACACCGCUUAUUACAAAGACUUCGUGGUUAAUUCCUCCAUGAUUUCCGAUCCACUCAUGGUUAAAAUUGCUCCGGUGGAGGAUGCUCAGGGCAUUAGAAACGCGAUCUUGAACGGGCUUGAGAUCUUCAGGAUGAACAAUUCCGUGGGUAGCCUGGACGGGGAAUACGGCGUUGAUGGGUCGAGGGCGCAUGUUGGGAUCUCCAGCCGGAACACGGCGGCCGUCUUCGGGUUUGUCAUGAUGUUCGGUGCGUUUAUCGGGCUGGGAGCCAUGGCUAUGAAGUGGCAAAGGAGGCCCCAAGAUUGGCAAAACAGUAAGAGCUUCUCGUCGUGGCUGCUUCCCAUCCAUGCCGGAGAUACAAGCCCUAGGCACAGCAAGAACUGGAUGGGAAAGAGCCAAUUCUUCUCAUCACGAGCAGCGCUGGGCUGGUACUUCUCCUUAGCGGAAUUGCAGGAGGCCACCAGGAAUUGGGACCCCAGUCAAAUCAUCGGAGUCGGAGGAUUCGGCAACGUCUACGUGGGAGUAAUAAACGACGGAACAAAAGUAGCUGUGAAACGUGGGAAUCCGCAUUCCGAACAAGGCAUUCAUGAAUUCCGGACCGAAAUUCAAAUGUUGUCCAAGCUCCGGCACCGGCAUUUGGUCACUCUCAUCGGGUAUUGCGACGAAAACUCGGAGAUGAUCUUGGUUUACGAGUACAUGGCCAACGGACCCUUAAGAGACCAUCUUUACGGCAAGAACUUGAGUCCCCUUUCAUGGAAGCAACGCCUGGAAAUAUGCAUCGGAGCCGCCCGCGGCCUCCACUACCUCCACACCGGCGCCGCCCAGGGGAUCAUCCACCGCGACGUGAAAAGCACCAACAUCUUAUUGGACGAAAACUUCAUCUCCAAAAUGUCCGAUUUCGGGCUCUCUAAAGACGCGCCCACCACGGAGCAAACUCACGUCAGCACCGCCGUGAAGGGGAGUUUCGGGUAUCUGGAUCCUGAAUAUUUCCGAAAACAGCAACUCACCGACAAAUCCGAUGUUUACUCUUUCGGCGUCGUACUCCUCGAAGUCCUGUGCGCCCGACCCGCCAUCAAUCCGCAGUUGCCGAGGGAGCAAGUGAAUUUGGCCGAGUGGGCAUUGCAAUGGAAACGGAAGGGAUUAUUAGACAAGAUCAUUGAUCCAACGUUGGUGGGUCACAUCAACCAAGAAUCCAUGAAGAAAUACGCAGAAGCCGCCGAGAAAUGCCUGGCGGAAUACGGCGUUGAUAGGCCGACAAUGGGCGAUGUCCUCUGGAACCUCGAACAUGCUUUGCAGCUACAAGAAGCCGACAAAGCAUUUUCUCCUACGCGGCCCUCCGCCGCGAUAGCGCCGCCUCUUCCUCCUGCUUCACCCGCCGCCGCCACCCACCCCAUUCCUUUGCCCUCCCCCGCUCAAGCUCAAGACUUUAAUGAUCACUCAGGAACUGAAAUGUUUUCUCAAUUUACUUCUCUCAAUGGACGAUAAUAUAUGUUUGACAUAUUACAUAUAUAUAAUAUAAUGUCACAACAGCAUAGUCCACACCACCUUCAUUAUUUCCCACGCAAAAACAUGCA